GCGGAGGGGAGAGAGCGGGAGAGUGAGAGCCGCGCACCCCGCGCAGCGAGCGGCGGAGCUUCUCCCAGGAUAGCUUUUGACAAGAGGCAUCUGGCGACCUUUGGGCUCAGCAAACUCGGACAGUAUAGCAUGUGUGCUUUCUUCCUUCUUGACUGAAAAAGAAAGCAAAGAACAAAAACCUCCAAGAGCAAACCCUCGGCUUGUUUUGGAGUGCUGUCACUGCUGUAGCGACAGGAUAAUGGCUACUUCCUGAUUAAACCCCUCUCCACAAUAUGGAGUCUGCAGAGCGGUUAACAACAUCGUCAGUCUCCUCUGCUGCAGCUGCUUCCACUCCAGCAUCUUCAACACCGUCGGUAACUUCAGAAGUAUCGAAAGGUGGAGCCGCAACACUGAGCUCCACCAUCAACACUUGUGAAUGGUGGCGGACAGCAGACACGCACUCUCGUCCGGGGGCAGCUUUUUUCCCACCACUCUUGGGAAUUCCCACACUGUUUGCUCCUCCUGCACAGAAUCAUGAUUCUGCUUCAUUCCACUCAAGAGCUACAGGAAAAAGUAGUCGGAGCAGUACAGACAAAGGUAUAAAUGGAUCACUGAAUGGCAACAGUACCAGUACAGUCUCAGCUCUCAGCACAUCCGUGCUCUCCACUGGCAGUGCAGCAUCGGCAGGAGCAGUGAAAGCUGUAACCUCAGGAGCUGCAGGGCGCAAAUACAGCCAGGAGCGAAGCAAAGUUCAGCUUCUGGACACCAGGGCUGACAAAAUCAAAGAUAAGAAGCCCAGAAAAAAAGCAGUGGAAAGCUCUAGUAACAGCGACAGUGAUUCGGGCUCCUCUUCAGACACCUCAAGUGAAGGUGUGAGUAGCAGCGACUCUGAUGACCUAGAGGAGGAUGAAGAGGAGGAGGAGGACCAGAGUGCUGAAGAGAGUGAAGAUGAUGAAUCUGAUUCUGAAAAUGAAGCACAUCACAAAAGCAAGAACAAGGUGCUAAUGCAUAGUGGUGUAACAGAUACGAAAAACGAUGGACAGAAAUCACAGGAAAAGUCUCAAGAAAAAAGAACACACCAGCAGAUACCUCUUGUGUCUGAUUCCCAGACUCACUCAUCAUUCCAGUCCCAGCAGAAGCAGCCUCAGGUUUUGUCACAGCAGCUUCCGUUUAUUUUUCAAAGCUCUCAGGCAAAGGAGGAAUCUGUGAACAAACACACAAGUGUAAUACAGUCUACGGGAUUGGUUCCUAAUGUGAAACCUUUGUCUUUGGUACAUGAAGCCAAAAAGGAGACCUAUUUAAAACUCAUAGUUCCUUCCCCUGAUCUACUCAAAGCAGGGAAUAAAAAUACCUCUGAAGAAUCUCUCACUUUGACGAGUGAUGUUAGAUCUAAACGGGAACAAUAUAAACAGGCAUUCCCAGCAGCACAGCUGAAGAAACAGGAAUCGUCGAAGAGCCUGAAGAAGGUUAUCGCAGCUUUGUCAAGCCCCAAGCCAACAUCUAGUUCACCAGCUCAUCAAAAACUCACAUCCUUGGAAAACAACCAUUCUAACCCAUUCCUGACAAAUGCACUUUUAGGUAAUCACCAACCCAAUGGAGUUAUUCAGAGCGUCAUCCAGGAGGCUCCUCUUGCGCUCACUACAAAAGCGAAAGCCCAGAGCAGGAUCAGUGAAGGUGCAGCCGUUUCUAGUAGUGCCCCCUUUUCUUUGCCAAUAAACUUGAGUGCAUGUGGGAAGAAGACAGCUGGUAACCGGACAGCUGCUAUGACCUCUACCUCUCCUGUGUUGCCUGGUUCAGGAAAGGAUAAAGCAGUCAGCAAUAACGCAGUAAAUGCAGUAAAACCACAGCACCGCCUUCAUUCUGCGAAGCUGGUGGUGGAGCAGUUCAGAGGGGUAGACUCAGAUGCCCCCAGCAGUAAAGACUCUGACGACUCAAAUGAUGAGGAUGACGAUGAUGAAGAUGAAGAUGAGGACGAUGAAGAAGAUGAUUCCGAUGAUAGCCAAUCAGAGUCUGACAGUAAUUCUGAGUCAGAUACAGAAGGGUCUGAGGAGGAAGAUGAUGAGGAUGAUAAAGACCAAGAUGAAUCGGAUACCGACACUGAGGGAGAGAAAACCCCACUGAAACUGAACAAAACUUCAUCCUCUGUGAAGAGCUCUUCCAUUGGUCUUACAGCUCAUUCCACCCCGCUUAAUCUCCAAGUAGCAAAGUCGUCAGGCUCGGCCCCUGCUGCCUUAUGCCCCGAGUCCCAGCCUGCGGUGUUCCUUGGGACAGGAGCCUCCAGCCUCACGCCAGGUAUUUCGAAAAGACGAAGAGUAGCAGAUGAACGGGAGCUGCGUGUUCCCCUUGAUUUUGGCUGGCAAAGAGAAACCCGAAUAAGAAACUUUGGUGGUCGUCUUCAAGGAGAAGUAGCAUAUUUUGCACCUUGUGGAAAGAAGCUGAGACAGUAUCCUGAAGUAGUAAAGUAUCUCAGCAGAAAUGGAAUAAUGGAUAUCUCAAGGGACAAUUUCAGCUUCAGUGCAAAAAUAGGAGUGGGUGACUUCUAUGAAGCCAGAGAUGGACCGCAGGGAGUGCAGUGGUGUCUGCUGAAGGAAGAGGAAGUCAUUCCCCGUAUCAGAGCUAUGGAAGGGCGGAGAGGGCGCCCCCCAAAUCCCGACAGGCAGCACUCCAGAGAGGAGUCGAGGAGCCGGCGCCGCAAGGGCCGCCCUCCCAACGUCGGGAGUGGGGAAUUUCUGGACAGCGCCGACACAAAGCUGCUGAGAAAGCUCCAGGCUCAAGAAAUAGCUAGGCAAGCAGCACAAAUAAAGCUACUGAGAAAGCUUCAGAAGCAGGAGCAAGCACGAGCUGCCAAAGAAGCAAAAAAACAGCAAGCUAUUAUGGCAGCUGAAGAAAAGCGAAAGCAAAAGGAGCAGAUAAAGAUAAUGAAGCAGCAGGAAAAAAUUAAACGAAUCCAGCAAAUUAGAAUGGAGAAAGAACUUCGAGCUCAGCAAAUUUUAGAGGCAAAAAAGAAAAAGAAGGAAGAAGCAGCAAAUGCCAAAUUAUUGGAAGCGGAAAAACGAAUAAAGGAGAAAGAGAUGAGAAGGCAGCAGGCUGUUCUUCUGAAGCACCAGGAGUUGGAGAGGCAUAGACUAGAUAUGGUAUGGGAACGAGAACGGAGGAGACAACAUAUGAUGCUUAUGAAAGCCAUGGAGGCACGUAAAAAAGCAGAAGAAAAAGAGCGGCUAAAGCAAGAGAAACGUGAUGAAAAAAGAUUAAAUAAAGAACGUAAACUGGAACAGCGAAGAUUGGAAUUAGAAAUGGCAAAGGAGCUAAAGAAGCCCAAUGAAGAUAUGUGCUUAGCAGACCAGAAGCCUUUCCCAGAGCUGCCUCGCAUCCCAGGCCUCAUUCUUGAUGGAAGCACGUUUUCGGAUUGUCUCAUGGUAGUGCAGUUCCUGCGUAACUUCGGUAAAGUUCUUGGCUUUGAUGUGACCGUAGAUGUUCCCUCCCUGAGUGUUCUUCAAGAGGGUUUGCUCAACAUAGGGGACAGCAUGGGAGAAGUACAGGACUUGCUUGUGAAACUUGUCUCUGCAGCUGUGUGCGAUCCUGGACUUGGUACAGGACACAAGGCUAAAACUAUUCUUGGGGAACACUUACUGAAUGUUGGUAUCAAUCGAGAUAAUGUGUCUGAGAUUCUGCAGAUUUUCAUGGAGGCUCAUUGUGGGCAAACAGAGCUGACAGAGAGCUUGAAGACAAAAGCUUUUCAGGCACAUUCUCCAGCUCAGAAAGCAUCAGUACUUGCUUUUCUGGUCAAUGAAUUAGCAUGCAGCAAAAGUGUAGUAAGUGAAAUUGAUAAAAACAUUGAUUAUAUGUCAAACUUAAGGAGAGAUAAAUGGAUGGUUGAAGGCAAACUUCGGAAGCUUAGAAUCAUUCAUGCCAAGAAAACUGGUAAAAGAGAUGCUGCGGGCAGUGGAGAUGGCGGCGAGGAGCCGCAUUCCUUGGAGACCCCCGCGCCCGGCCGCAAGCGCCGGCGGAAGGGAGGCGACAGCGACGACGACGACGACGACGACGAUGACAGUGAUGAUCAGGCAGAUGAGGAUGAUGAGGAUGAAGAGGACAAAGAUGAUAAAAAAGGAAAGAAGGCUGAAGUUUGUGAGGAUGAGGAUGAUGGGGACCAGACAGCAAGUGUUGAAGAACUAGAGAAGCAGAUUGAAAAGCUGACAAAGCAACAAAGCCAAUAUAGGAAGAAGUUAUUUGAAGCUUCGCACUGUUUGCGCUCAAUGAUGUUUGGCCAGGACCGCUACAGGCGCCGGUACUGGAUCCUGCCCCAGUGUGGUGGGAUUUUUGUGGAAGGCAUGGAAAGUGGUGAAGGUCUAGAAGAAAUUGCAAAAGAAAAAGAGAAGUUAAAAAAGGAAGAAAGCAUGCAUAUCAAAGAGGAAGAAUUUGAAACAGAAGAAAAAGUACAUUGCUUGGCUACAAGUCACUGUGAGCAAAAGGAAAAUUUGAAAGAAAAGGACAGCACUAACCUGUUUUUACAAAAGCCUGGGUCAUUUUCAAAAUUAAGCAAACUGUUAGAGGUAGCAAAAAUGCCACCUGAGUCUGACAUUAUGUCCCCAAAACCUAAUGGCAGUGCAGCAAAUGGCUGCACAUUAUCUUACCCAGGCAACUCAAAAAACUCUCUCUGCAGUCUGCAAGCCCCUGCAUCACAAAGCUCCAUUGAGAAGUCUGAUUCUAAUAAUCUUUUCAGUCCUAAUGCCAGUGGGCCCGGAAAGUUUUACAGUUCUCCACUAAUGGCAAAUGAUCAGUUGUUGAAGACUCUCAGUGAGAAGAGCAGGCAGUGGUUCAGCCUGUUGCCACGGGUGCCCUGUGAUGACACCUCGGUGACCCGUGUGGACACAGCAGCUGCUGCAGCUCCACUCGCUCCUCAGUCACCACCAUCAAAGUCACCCUCACCUGUUCCAUCUCCUCUUCUGGGCUCAACCUCUGCACAGAGUCCUAUGGGAUUAAGUCCUUUUGCAUUGUCACCGCUGCAGCAGAUGAAGACUGGACUACCUAUAAUGGGACUUCAGUUUUGUGGAUGGCCUACAGGAGUUCUUACUUCGAAUGUUCCAUUUCCAUCUCCUUUACCUGCUCUUGGAUCAGGGCUGGGGUUAUCAGAAGUGAAUGGUAACUCGUUCUUGGCAUCUAAUGUUUCUGCAAGUAAAAGUGAAUCACCAGCACUACAAGCUGAAAGAAUAUCUUCUACCCCUUCUACAGCAGCUGAAGUAGCCAAGCCUGUAGAUUAUCCUAACCCAAAGCCUAUACCAGAAGAAAUGCAGUAUGGGUGGUGGAGGAUUACUGAUCCAGAGGACCUAAAAUCUUUGCUUAAAGUGCUGCAUCUCAGGGGAAUAAGAGAAAAGGCCUUACAAAAGCAAAUACAGAAACACAUGGAUUAUAUCACUCUGGCCUGCAUCAAGAACAAGGAUGUUGCAAUUAUUGAUAUCAAUGAAAAUGAAGAUAACCAGGUAACUCGGGAUGUUGUGGAAAACUGGUCAGUAGAAGAACAAGCUAUGGAGAUGGAUCUUGCUAUUCUUCAGCAGGUGGAAGAUCUAGAGAGGAGAGUUGCAUCAGCUAGUUUACAAGUUAAGGGUUGGCUGUGUCCUGAACCUGCAUCAGAGAGAGACGACUUGGUAUAUCGUGAACAUAAGUCAAUUACUAGAUUGCCCAAGAAGCAUGAUGGGGAUUGUGCUGGAGGCGGAGAAGGCAGUGCCAGCUCUCUAGAGCGGAGGAGUGACAACCCUCUAGAUAUAGCUGUAACCAGGCUUGCUGACUUGGAGCGGAACAUAGAGCGAAGGUAUCUGAAGAGCCCCUUAAGUACCACCAUUCAGAUCAAACUGGAUAAUGUGGGCACAGUUACUGUCCCUGCUCCUGCACCAUCUAUUAGUGGUGAUGGUGACGGAACUGAAGAGGAUAUUGCUCCAGGGCUAAGGGUGUGGAGAAGGGCACUGUCAGAAGCCCGCAGUGCUGCCCAGGUAGCUCUGUGCAUUCAGCAGCUACAGAAAUCAAUAGCAUGGGAAAAAUCCAUUAUGAAAGUUUACUGCCAGAUUUGUCGAAAGGGAGAUAAUGAGGAACUGCUGCUCCUUUGUGAUGGUUGUGAUAAAGGCUGUCACACCUACUGCCACAGACCCAAGAUCAGCACCAUCCCAGAUGGGGACUGGUUCUGUCCUGCCUGCAUAGCAAAGGCAAGUGGUCAAACUCUAAAGAUAAAAAAGCUUCAAAGUAAAGGUAAAAAAAGCAAUGAACAGAAGAGAAGCAGGAAAUUAGCAGGAGAAACAGAGGAUGAAGACUCUGCAACUACAAGUGUUGCGUUAAAAAGAGGAAAAACAGACCCUAAAAAAAGAAAGGUGGAUGAAAAUAUUUGUGUAAGCCAGUUAAAGCAAGAAAAUUGCACUUCUGUUAAGAAACCUAAGAGAGACGGAGACUCCAAGGACCUGGCUAUAUGCAGCAUGAUUCUCUCAGAAUUGGAAACUCAUGAAGAUGCCUGGCCUUUCUUACUUCCUGUAAACUUGAAACUCGUUCCUGGUUAUAAGAAAGUUAUUAAAAAACCUAUGGACUUUUCUACUAUUAGAGACAAGCUAAGUAGUGGACAGUAUCCUAAUCUUGAAGCAUUUUCGCUGGAUGUUAGGCUUGUUUUUGACAACUGUGAAACUUUCAAUGAAGAUGAUUCUGACAUAGGCAGGGCUGGCCACAACAUGAGGAAGUAUUUUGAAAAAAAAUGGACAGAGAUUUUCAAAGUGAGCUGAAGCUACUAGAACUCCUUUUUUUCUUUUCUUUUCUUUUUUUUUUUUCCAUUAAAUGAGGACUGAUAAGACCAGCAAUGUGAACUAUAUUUACAUGGAAGUGCAAGGCACAUACGUAACUAAUAAUUUUCUUCAAAAUAUCACAGAGUUGUGAUACUAGUUUUAAAGGCUUCACUCCUACAGCAACCAUGGCCCCUUGGUUAUUGGUUUGUGUGUUUUAACAAACUAAGUAGAACAGGGAAGCACACCCAAAGAAUUUCAAAGAAAGGGGUGUUAUAGUGCAAUAGCAAUUUAUCAAAACGCACUGAAUAUUCAACCACCAGAGCUCUACUUGGGGAAAUGGUUCUCUUUUC
This is a messenger RNA of Ficedula albicollis (Collared flycatcher), 7084 nucleotides long. RefSeq names its product bromodomain adjacent to zinc finger domain 2B (gene BAZ2B). The coding region runs from base 273 to 6734 and encodes 2153 amino acids. The transcript is spliced from 38 exons. The record is from RefSeq and is a predicted model, not a curated record. Gene Ontology annotation, molecular function: protein binding; DNA binding. Lineage: Eukaryota; Metazoa; Chordata; Aves; Passeriformes; Muscicapidae.